Molecule: messenger RNA, 2919 nt
Organism: Conger conger (European conger)
Lineage: Eukaryota; Metazoa; Chordata; Actinopteri; Anguilliformes; Congridae
Gene: adra1d
Product: adrenoceptor alpha 1D
Exons: 2
Coding region: 19-1548 (509 amino acids)
Biological process (GO): positive regulation of cytosolic calcium ion concentration; adenylate cyclase-activating adrenergic receptor signaling pathway; cell-cell signaling
Cellular component (GO): membrane
Molecular function (GO): alpha1-adrenergic receptor activity
Source: RefSeq, a predicted model, not a curated record
CGUUGGAACCAACUUUUAAUGAAGUUUUCUUUAUGGAGUUUCAAAAUGACCUAUACUAACUUGAUGAACGAGAGCUAUGGUGGAAUCUACUCCAGCAAUGGAAUCAACGUGUCUUUCUUGGACCAACUGUUUGCGAAUAUUAGCAACAGCACUUGUACCAACCUUACACUGGAUUCUCAAGUCAUUGGCGUCGGUGUCUUUUUGUCUGUGUUUAUAUUAGUCGCUAUCGUCGGAAACAUCUUGGUUAUUCUUUCUGUGCUUUGCAACCGACAUUUACAAACCGUUACAAAUUUCUUUAUAAUUAACCUUGCUAUAGCCGACUUGCUCCUCAGUAUUAUCGUGCUCCCUUUUUCGGCAUCUUUAGAGGUCCUAGGAUGCUGGGUUUUUGGCAGGGUAUUCUGCAACAUCUGGGCAGCGGUGGACGUACUAUGUUGCACUGCUUCUAUCAUGAGCCUGUGCAUAAUCUCUAUAGACAGAUAUAUCGGAGUGAAAUACUGCUUGAAAUACCCUACAAUCAUGACAGAAAAGAAAGCUGGGGUGAUCCUGGUAGUGGUUUGGGUGUCCUCGAUGGUGAUUUCAAUAGGACCACUGUUAGGAUGGAAGGAACCGCCACCUUUGGACGAAAGCAUCUGCAGCAUUACUGAAGAACCAGGCUAUGCCCUCUUUUCUUCCCUGUUCUCCUUCUACCUCCCGCUCAUGGUCAUCUUAGUCAUGUAUUUCAGGGUUUAUGUCGAAGCCAGAAGGACUACUAAGAGUCUGGAAGCGGGAGUUAAACGGGAGAGAAACAAGUCAAUGGAAGUAGUGCUCCGAAUUCACUGCAGAAGUGUUUUGGAGGACUCCGCGGCAAGUGCAAAGAGUAAGACUCAUCCCUUCCGAAGUUCCCUCUCCGUGCGUUUGAUGAAAUUCUCUCGGGAGAAAAAAGCGGCGAAAACCCUGGCAAUUGUUGUCGGGAUGUUCAUAGUUUGCUGGCUGCCGUUCUUCUUUGUUUUACCACUAGGGUCAUUUUUCCCAGCACUGAAGCCCUCUGGGAUGGUUUUCAAAGUCAUCUUCUGGCUGGGCUACUUCAAUAGCUGCAUCAACCCUGUCAUCUACCCCUGCUCCAGCCAGGAGUUCCAGCGAGCUUUCACCCGGCUCCUCAAGUGCCAAUGCCAGCGGCGGAGAAGGACUCUGCGCCGUUUCUACGACCAGCGGUGGAGGGGAGCAGUCAGGGGCCCGGGGCGGGAGGUCUGUGAGGACUAUAGCCCCCAUUUCUCCCUCCAUGAGUCCUGCCCCAACUCCUUCAUCUGCAAGGGCAAGGGACAGAGCCCGGGCCUCAAGAGGUGGAGCUUCCUCCACCCGCUGCACAAAUCCUCUUUCCAGCUGAAGGAGAAGAUGAACAAUCUUUCCAACCGCAUCAAGAACGGGCCAGGGAAGGGCACCCCACCCACUCCGGGCAAGCCCGAGAUCGACACCAUCUCCAUGGGGAUCUGCAAUGACUAUGUGGACCACAGCGGUUAUCAGGUGUACGAUCUGCCGGAAUGCUAUGGCCUGAAGGAGACUGACAUUUAGAAUGGCUGAGGUUGUCCUCUGCUUAGAUCCAUGAGGGAAAAAGUGAUCUUUUUUUUGGAUCGUAAUCUGUGGAACAGACUCAACAGACAUGCAGAAAACCUGUUCCAUAUUUUAACAAAUAUUUUUAGGAAAGGAGCUUGUGUAGGAAGUGAAGCUUAUAUUUAAGCACAGCAGGGGUGAUUUGGAACAGAAUUUAAUACUAUAUGUGGUGCUUUUUGUUGCUAAAUGUGUAUUCUGUUUGUUUGCGAUGACAACAUUUGAAUAUCUCACAAGUAUUUUCCGUUUACGGUUUACAGAAACAAUACACAAAAAAACAAUUCACAAAUUUAUAAGGAUGCCAACUGAACUAGAGGUUUAUAAUCUAGCAUCUUAACGGUGUCUUUCUUGUUGGACUUCUUUGAUUUUAGUUAGUGGGAGCAACUAGAAGAUCAGUAAGGUGGUGUGAUGCAAAUAGCCACGCUUUAUAUUGUGAGUAAUGAGUGCAAAGGACAGGUGCAUCAUCAGAUUUACUAGUCAGACUUGAGAUGUGACCCAGUAUUAAUGACUUAAAAGAGCACAUUUUGAAAUAUGAGGCAGACACAGAUUAUGGGAAAUAAUUAACCAAUGAUAUGAUUUUAUAUGUUUGUUUGAUGCUACAAUAAAGAGAGGAAGGAAGUAUUAGCCAUUGGUGGAGCCACUUACAGUACAGUAUUUACAUUGAUGAGAAUGUAUAUCAUUAUAUUUGUUUUUGCUGUGAAAUCAAACACCAUCAGACAUUUAUCACUCAUGGAAUCAUUGUAACAAAAAAAAUCAGGAGCAGUAUAAUAAUGAAUAGAUAUGUUUUCAUGAGAAAAACUCAUGGUCAUCCCCACUGGCCACUUUGCGACAGAGAACCAUGAUCAAAAGAGCAACAAUGAUCACAGCGUUGUUUGCUGUUUACCAAAUGCUUCCCCAGCAGAAGUGACUGGAGGGGAUAGUGCCUGAACCCCCUGUUAUCCACAGCCCUCCAGCACAUUCCUUCUUUACAGAACAGAAACAGAGGUACCAGACAAGAUGAAUCAACAGGAAGGAUUAACUGCAUCGACCAAUGUGCAUCACCACAGUCACACGGCAUAGCAUAAUCAUAGUCCCCCGCCCCUUUCCUGGGACACUGACACUGAAGGCAUCUGUGACACAUUGUCCUCAAGCUUUCAAAUUAAUUUACAAACUUAUUUAUGUUUACAACAGGUUGUGUAUUUUAAUAUUUCACAUUUCCUUCAUAGACCAUUGACCAACAGCCCUUCGGACAAUAACUGGGCUUAAUGGAACCUGUGUAUUUGGUGUUGUACCAUGUCUGUUACUUUUAAAUGACUAAGUGUUUUGCAUUUUGUGCUUGCAAUUAAAAGGAGCAGC